This is a messenger RNA of Epithele typhae, 1065 nucleotides long. RefSeq lists its product as uncharacterized. The transcript has 7 exons. NCBI's taxonomy places the organism in Eukaryota, Fungi, Basidiomycota, Agaricomycetes, Polyporales, Epitheliaceae. Bases 1 to 1065 code for a protein of 354 amino acids. The record is from RefSeq and is a predicted model, not a curated record.
AUGCAGGUAUUCUGGCAUGACGAUGCUCUCCUUCAUGAUCCACCCCACGAGAUCCUGUCUGGACGACUUGUUCCCUACCUCGAAAGCCCCGACCGCCUUCACAAGAUCCGUGCAGCUCUCGAGGCAUGCGAGGACUUCACGAUGACCCAAGCAGACGGAGAAUGGCCUGACAUUCUGGACCGCAUGCGUGCUGUCCACUCGGAAGACUAUACCGAGUACCUCGCAACGAUCUACGAGGAGUGGACAGCUAUUGGUGGUGACAAGACUGCAGUGUUCCCGGAGACGUUCCACCAUCGGGGUAUACAAAAUUUCGAAAUCAAGUCUCCGAAGAGUCUAUCGCCUCUCGCCAAACCCGGGCUCUACACCUUUGAUCUCAGCUGCCCUAUCACUGCGAAUACGUACAAGGCUGCACUGGCGUCCGUGAAAGUCGCGUUGAGUGCAGCACGCAGACUCGCACAGUUGCGUGCGGCUUCUUCGCCAGUGAAGGGCGUGUUCGCGCUAGGACGACCGCCCGGCCAUCAUGCACAAGACGCUCUAUGCGGCGGAUACUGUUUCUUGAACAACGCCGCCAUCGCCACCAAGUACCUUCUUGAUUCCCAUGGCGUCAGGAACAUAGCCAUCUUGGACAUAGACUAUCAUCAUGGGAACGGGACUCAGCAGAUCUUCUACGCGGAGCCGAGAGUCCUCUACGUCUCGUUGCAUGCCGAGGGCGAUUAUCCUUACUUGACUGGGUCCUCGGACGAGACCGGUGAGGGGGCUGGGCUAGGAUUCAACUACAACUAUCCACUGCCACAAGGGACGGCAGAUGACGCGUACUGCGCAGCACUUGAGACCGCGGCAGAGACAAUACGGAAACACGAUGCGAUUGACUACGUCGUCGUCAGCCUGGGCGUAGACACUUAUGCCGAAGACCCUAUCUGUGAAUUCGCGCUGUCGAAGCAGUGUUAUCCACGGAUGGGCAGUAUUAUCGGCAUGCUCGCACGGCCCACGCUGUUCGUUAUGGAAGGGUGCGUCCGUCCACUAUGCAAGGCUUCGCGCGGGGAGCUCACUGUCGUGUGUGGAUAA